UUUGUUGUCCCAAAAAUAUUCGUUUGACAAAUUGGUUAUUCGAUGUUUAUUUGAAAUCAUCAGCAUUAUACAAAUGUACCCCACAGAAAUAAAACAAGUUGCUUGUGCAUAUAGUAGACAGUUUCCAAAAAGGAAAUGGGAGUUUCAUUGGGCAGAAUUAAAUUUAAGGUGCAUUAUUGGCCGACACUCACUUUCAUAUGGUUUGUGGUAACUUUUGUUAUCUCAUACGCAGUAGCUCUCUAUCACGAUCACAUUUACUGGCUCUUCCCGUAUAUUAGUGAUACAGGAGAUUUAGCACCCGAAAGCUGCGUUUUCGCUCAAUUUUUGAAUAUAGGGAUAAUAUUUUUAUCUGUGACCGUUUAUGUGAGGUAUCGGGAAGUAGACGCGGUAAUUAAUGGCGGUUUAAUUAAUAGUCCGGCGACAACGAAAUUAAAUAUUGUUGGCUUAUGUCUGGGUUGGUUAAAAUGCCUAGGUUUAAGUUUGGUAGCUAAUUUUCAACUGAAUGCUGACUAUGUUAGUAAAUUGCAUAUUUAUGCGGCAAUGGUAGCAUUCCUAAUUGGAGCAGUGUAUUGCAUUUUACAAACUGUAAUUUCUUGGAAGUACGUAAUUCUAUAUCGCAAUGCGACUACUGGCACGUCUAAAUUGGCAUUUUCCAUGUUCUCCUUUAGGGUGUUUUUAGUGGUUUCGUUUUUUGCCGCAUUCAUUAGUUAUAAAGUAUGUGCGUAUAAGGCGGCGGCGUUAUAUGAUGCCAAAGCGGUGUAUAAACAAAAUGCCCAAGGAGAACUAGUCCUUGUACUGCCAAGACAAUACACUCCUGACAUUGGAGGUUUCAAAUAUAAGGUAGCAUCUGCAUUUUCCCAAUGGAUUGUAGUAUUAAUAGAACUAUUGUAUAUUGCCACUUUUACGAAAGAAUUCAGGAACAUGAGGUUUAGAGAAAUUAGAUUUGAAAGUAAAUAUUCACAAAUAUACGAACGUACAAAUGUAAUUUUAAUGUUAAUUUUUAUCAAUCUUUUCCAGAGUAUAAUUUCGCGGCACUAUUUAGCUCCUAAUCCCAAUGUGACUACUGGUAAUUUUAAAUUAGGACGUAAAACUUUCUACUUUAGAGUGGUUUUGUCAGUUUUGUUCCUCCCCGUUUACUUUAUUUGUACAGUAUGUGGGGUUUUGGCAAUAACGCAAUUUACAGGCGAUUCUGUAAUUUAUUGGACCCCUGAUGAUGGAGGUUUCGAACUUAGGCUGGCAGCGGUAUUUGCAGAAUGGAUUUUAGUGUUAAUGGAACUAUUGUAUAUUGCCACUUUUACAAAAGAAUUCAAAUACAUGAGGUUUAGGGAAAUUGGGUUUGAAUGCAAAUAUUCAAAAAUACAACAAGGUCUAAUGUAGUUGUCAAUGCAACUAAAAUGCACACUUAUGAAUAAAUGACAAUUAUAACUAAACUAA
Molecule: messenger RNA, 1434 nt
Organism: Agrilus planipennis (emerald ash borer)
Lineage: Eukaryota; Metazoa; Arthropoda; Insecta; Coleoptera; Buprestidae
Product: DNA damage-regulated autophagy modulator protein 1-like
Exons: 8
Coding region: 136-1377 (413 amino acids)
Source: RefSeq, a predicted model, not a curated record